UGGUGCUUUCCCUGAUCAUGAUGGCAUCAAGUAGAGAUUUUGCCAAGAGAUAUGAAGCUGACUGCAGACACCUCAAUCAAUUUUUCUCUGGAAAUGCUUCCCCAAGCAAUGCGAGACCAGUUCUGGAGAUCUUCACCACGAGGAGCAGCCAGGAGAUGAAGCAAAUCUGCAGAGCUUACAGCAGCAUGUAUCACCAAGACCUCCUCCUGCUGCUGUCGCAGCAGAAAACCAACUUUGCUAGGGUGGCCUGCCUUAGAGCUAGCGAGCCGUGCGUCCGGGACGCCGACAUCGCCAGGGACGCGCUGUUCGGGCGGCGGCUCGACGGCGACGUGCUCGUCGAGGUCGUGUGCACGCGGCCCUCCGCUGAGGUCGCGUCGAUCAGGCAGGCGUACCAGGCCCGGUACAGCGCGAGCCUCGAACGCGACGUCUCGUCGAGGACGAGCGGCAGCCUGAACGAGGUUCUCCUCGCGUUCUUGGGAUCGAGCGGCUACCAUGGAGGCCGGGUGGACGCGACGAUGGCGAUGUGCGACGCCAAGACGCUGUACGAGGCGGUGGAGAGCGGCCGGGGCGUGGACCGGAGGAGCAUCCUGCAGCUGCUGCGGCACCGGAGCGGCGACCAGCUCAGGGCGGUGCUCGCGUCGUACCGGCGGCUGUACGGGCAGGAGCUCGCGCGGGCGCUGAAGAGGAAGGCCGACGGCGUCGGCCACCGGAGCGGCGAGUCGUUCCCGGGCGUGUUCCGCGCGGCGCUGCGGUGCGCGCAGCGCCCCGAGAGGCACUUCGCGAGGGCGGUGCGCGUGGCGCUGGAGCGCGGCGGCGGCGGCGGCGCGGCGAGGGAGGCAUUAGUGCGGGCCGUCGUGACGCGCGCCGGUGUAGACGUGCGCCGCGUCAACCAGGCGUUCGCGGCCAAGACCGGGUGGACGCUGGAGAGCGUCGUCAGGAACGAGUUCGCCGCCGGGAAUGCGGACGACGGCUUGACCGGCGACUUGCUCGUGGAGUUGCUCAAGCUGGCCUGAGGACCAUCUCGAUCUAGCAUGCAGUCGGAUAAUCCAGCUUCCAUGAACGGCGAGGAUCCAUCACAAUCUUCCUGCGUGUAGUGGAGAUUGCAGCGGAUCCAUGCAUGUAUCAUUUGUCAGGAGUUAGGAUUAUUUACUGUAGAUUUAGGUAAUGAAUAAAAUGGAACAAUGAGAUGAACACUUAUGCACACGACCGUACAUGUAAACCACACGGCACACGUACACGAGUGCGCCUCCUAAGGUUUACGUUAUCACGGAUGUCUCCGAAAUAGUCAUUCGACGAAGUACGAUUAUCACACUUUUUUCUACAACUUUUGAGG
Molecule: messenger RNA, 1333 nt
Organism: Oryza brachyantha (malo sina)
Lineage: Eukaryota; Viridiplantae; Streptophyta; Magnoliopsida; Poales; Poaceae
Product: annexin A13-like
Exons: 4
Coding region: 18-1013 (331 amino acids)
Cellular component (GO): cytoplasm
Molecular function (GO): calcium-dependent phospholipid binding; calcium ion binding
Source: RefSeq, a predicted model, not a curated record